Molecule: messenger RNA, 7352 nt
Organism: Pungitius pungitius (ninespine stickleback)
Lineage: Eukaryota; Metazoa; Chordata; Actinopteri; Perciformes; Gasterosteidae
Product: zonadhesin
Exons: 25
Coding region: 141-6791 (2216 amino acids)
Cellular component (GO): extracellular matrix; membrane
Source: RefSeq, a predicted model, not a curated record
CAUCUCGCCGUGCAGACGGUACAGUGAGUUUCCACGCAGGGGCACAACAGUUCCUGCUCAUCGUUCAUUCUUUGACUGAGCAAACAGAGGCGCAUUAGCGACGGUAGAGCUGCCGAGACCCUGCCGGUACAGGAUCAGCUAUGCUUGGAGGCAUCCUCACAAAUGUGUUGGUCACAGGGACUCUACUCUUUGUAACUCAGACAGUUACUCGGUGCAGAGGUGAAAUUGACUUUUCAUCAGUUACUUUACCAGAUUGGAGGACAGAUUCAGAAUAUGUUACACAGUGUGUCCACGACAGCCCCGGCCCUCGCCUUUGCGACUGGAAGGCACCAACAGAUGAUGCCGGAGUGACAGCUUUAGAGAGUGGUCCUCUGAGACUGGAGGGCGAGGCCUGUCUAGAGUUUUGGUACUUAUCCCCAGUUGCCACUAAUGGGACAGAACCCCGCGUCCUGCUGAAGAGCAGCGGUGGUCUGAUAGAAAUCUGGACCUUGCCUCCCCGUCACAGGGAUGCUUGGAGACAAGUAUUUGUUCCCUUGGACAUCAUCAACCCAGGGACUCAGGUCGUUAUCGAAGCAGCAUCCACGGAGGGACAGUUUGAAUUUAACCGGAUGGGUGUAAGGAGAGGCUCAUGUGGACCCCAGUGUGACUCUGACACAGAGCUAUGGACCGAUGAGUCCACCCGCUGCCUCUGUCAUGGUGGCCAGCUCUCUUGCUCCCCCUCUCAGUGCCCUGAGAGCCAAGCCUGCACCCCUCAAAGAGAGGCGUCCACCGGUACUUGCACUGUGCACAGUCACACUGACUGCAGCACUUUUGAUGGAGAGCUGCUCCGCUUCAUGGUGCCCUGCACCUACACGCUGGCUAAGACCUGCUCGCCCUCUGAGGCCAUGCCCAUGUUCGCCGUGGAAGUGGUCAACAAGCAGAGCAGGAACUCACCUCUGCCAACUGUAGAGGAGGUCGUUGUGAACAUGGGGAACUUCAGAGUGUCACUGCUGAAAAGGGAAACCAGCCGGAUUGUGGUCAAUGGGGUCUGGAAGAAGCUUCCGCUGAGACUCGGCGGCGGCACUGUCAACAUCAAGAGCAACCCCGCUGCCGUCGAACUGGGAACCAGUUUUGGCCUCCUGGUCUCGUAUGACAACGCUGGCGCUGUCCAUGUCACCCUACCGUCUCGUUUCUCUGAUAAAGUCUGUGGGUUGUGCGGAAACUACAACCACGACAGACAAGACGACUUCACAAAGCCCGACGGAACAUUUGCCCAAAACGCUACAGCUUUUGCGCAGAGCUGGCAGUCUGGGCAAGCCUCCUCCCCCUGUGAAGCCAUUCUUGUACCUCAUCAGUGUGACCCCCUGCAGGUGGCUGAGUAUGCCAGUGAGCAGUACUGUGGAGGCCUCGUCUCCAGCAGUGGGCCCUUCGCUGACUGCCUAUCAGUUCUGGAGGGCGAGAGCUACUUCAGGGGCUGUGUGGCCAGCAUGUGCUCCAGCCAUGGUGACCCGGCGGCACUGUGUGGGGCGUUACAGGUGUACAGUGAUAUCUGCCAGGAGGCUGGAGCCUCCGUACCUAUGUGGAGGAACUCUUCACACUGCCCUCUACUGUGUGGUGAGAACAGCCACUAUAACUCAUGUGCCGAUGGCUGUCCCGAGGUAUGCUCCAGUUUGGAUAUGGUUGGCCUCUGUGGAAGCUGUGAGGAAAGAUGCGAGUGUGACUCUGGCUUAAAGCUCAGUGGGGGAAAGUGUGUCCCAGCAGAGGAGUGUGGGUGCUGGUAUGAUGGAAAGCACUAUGAGAAUGGAGCAACAUUCUCAAAGGGAGAGUGCAAGCAUCUGUGUCAGUGCAUGGGGAACAAUGACAUGCAAUGCACCGCAAUGCAAUGCACAGACAAAGAGGUUUGCAAGGUCAAGGAUGGGGUGAAAGGCUGUUUCCCUUUUAAACCCGCCACAUGCAGCGUCUAUGGCGAUCCACACUACAUAACCUUUGAUGGGCUGGCAUAUGACUUUCAAGGAGGCUGCAGUUACACGCUGACUACCACGUGUGCAGAGGACAGCGCAGUCCGGUUCACUGUGAUCGGACACAACGUGCACCCCGGCCUUCAGGACUUCACCCGAUCCAAGCUUGAAGCUGUCGCUCUUCAGGUUGAGGAUCUACACCUCACUCUGAAUCAGAGCGGAGAGGUCUAUGUGAAUAAUAGCCUUGUCCGACUUCCCUAUUCCACCAAUGGUGCAAUCGGCUCAGUAUGGGUCUACCUAAAGAAAAACAAUAUCAUCUUGGAGACAACCUUUGGCCUCAGAAUGACGAUAGAUGCAAGGAACAGACUCUUCCUGCAGGUGGAUGAGCGUUACAUGCAUGAACUGUGUGGACUGUGUGGCACCUACUCUGAACUUCAAGAUGAUGACUUCGUAACACCAGGAGGACAAAAUGCUACAGGGUCAUUUGAGUUUGGUGACAGCUGGAGACUGCCAGGCGAUAAUGAGUGUAUUUCCCAUCCAAGUGAUCCCAGACACUGUGAUUAUGAUGAGGAGGAUGAGGCCUACAAUGAGUGUUCCACCCUACUAGGGGACGCCUUCACACCCUGCCAUGAACUCAUUCACCCAAAAACCUACGUCAAUAGUUGUGUCUAUGACUACUGCGCCACCAACGGUGACCAACACACCCUAUGCGACUCUCUCGAGUCCUAUGCAGCAGCAUGCCAGUUUGCAGGAGUUGAGCUGCUCAACUGGCAGUUAGACACAGCCUGCGCUGAGCCCCCAACCACUACAGCUCAUCCUACACCUUCAACCGCUACCUCUCCAACAACAGAUCAUUCUCUCUGUCCCGUCAAUUGUGACUUCGAAAAAAAUCUGUGUGGCUGGGAGCAACUCUUACAGGACAGUUUUGAUUGGAAAAGACAUUCUGGAUCAACCCCAUCCAGUUUGACUGGACCAGACCAAGACCACACCACUGGAGCUGGUUUCUACAUGUAUAUUGAUGGAAAUAAUGUAACUCACGGAGAUUCAGCUCGUCUUUGGAGCUCAAUGUGCAAUUACCAAGGCCCACUCUGCCUGCGCUUCUGGUACCACAUGUAUGGUUCAGCCACAUCCAUGGCGCUCAAUAUCUACCUGCUCAAAGACAAUAAAGCUACCAAGCUCUGGGUCAUGAUGAACAACCAGGGACCAGAAUGGCAUCAAGGAAUUGUUGACAUUCCAGUGUCUGGUCCAUUCCAAAUAAUUAUUGAGGGAAUUCGAGGCUCUAAUGCUCUAUCAGAUGUGGCCAUAGAUGACAUUUCCAUCCACUUAAGCUCAUGUUCCGGUAACUUCCCUGGCCUGGUUGGUGGAACUAAGCCUCCCUCCCUAACAGCGGUAGUCAUCCCUUCACUUCCGAUCUGCAAUAUGGACUGUAGCUUUGACAGCAACCUUUGUAGCUGGAAUCAGAUGGUGACAGAUUCUUUUGACUGGACAUGGCAAAAUGGUUCCACCUCAACCCCGAUGACUGGGCCAUCUGCUGACCACACUGGUGAUGGUCACUAUCUUUACAUCGAAGCCAGCAGUGUGAAUCUUGGAGACACGGCUCGUCUCAUCAGCUCUGAGUGUUCUGAAUCUGGUCCUCAAUGUCUGCAGUUCUGGUACCAUAUGUAUGGCUCAGCAGAUACAAUGGGCCUCCAUGUUUACCUGCUACAAAAUAAAGUAGCCGAUGCUGUUUGGUGGGAAAGAAAUGACCAUGGAAAUAUUUGGAAACUUGCUCAGUUGGACAUCACAACAACUGGAGCUUUCCAGAUCAUAUUUGAGGGCCGAAGAGGUUCCAACCACCAGUCUGAUGUUGCCAUAGAUGAUGUAAUACUUCAUCGCGGAUACUGCACAGACCUACCUAAACCGACAAUUGCUGUUCUCACAACUUUGACUGUAGUUGCAACUGUGGGUCCAGAGUUUCCCGCAACUGCUACACAAACACAUUCGUCGCCUUCGUCAAAACCACAGCCCACACUGACAGCUACUUUAACACAAAAUACGGAUCUACCAACAACAAAGCCACGGCAGCCAAUAACAUCAAAACCAAUAGCAACAACCACAACUGGACCUACAGCCACAGCUACACCUUUCCCACCAACAACAGGGCACCCAGAAGUAGUAACUCCAGAGAAACCAGGCCCUGAAUUUACAGAGACUGCAAGUCCAGAGCCACCAACUGCAUCUACUGAUGGACCCCCAACCACAGCCAGACCCCACCCACCAAUAACAGGGAACCCAGGGCUUGGAACUCCAGAGCAUCCAGAACCUGAAACGACAGCAGGACCUGAACAACCAGCUACAUCUAAUAAUGGACUUCCAACCACAGCCGGACCCCACCCACCAACAACAGAGAUCCCAGGACUUGUAACUCCAGAGCAUCCAAAACCUGAAAUGACAGCACGACCUGAACAACCAGCUACAUCUACUGAUGGACUUCCAACCUCAGCCGGACCACACCCACCAACAACAAAGAUCCCAGGAAUUGGAACUCCAGAGCAACCAGAGCAUGAAUUUACAGAGAAACCUCAAACAACAGCAAGUCCAGAGCCACCAACUGCAUCUACUGAUGGACCCCCAACCACAGCCAGACCCCACCCACCAACAACAGGGAACCCAGGGCUUGGAACUCCAGAGCAUCCAGAACCUGAAAUGACAGCAGGACCUGAACAACCAGCUACAUCUACUGAUGGACCCCCAACCACAGCCAGACCCCACCCACCAACAACAGAGAUCCCAGGUCUUGGAACUCCAGAGCAUCCAGAACCUGAAAUGACAGCAGGACCUGAACAACCAGCUACAUCUACUGAUGGACCCCCAACCACAGCCAGACCCCACCCACCAACAACAGAGAACCCAGGGCUUGGAACUCCAGAGCAUCCAGAACCUGAAAUGACAGCAGGACCUGAACAACCAGCUACAUCUGCUAAUGGACUUCCAACCACAGGCGGACCCCACCCACCAACAACAGGGAACCCAGGGCUUGGAACUCCAGAGCAUCCAGAACCUGAAACGACAGCAGGACCUGAACAACCAGCUACAUCUACUGAUGGACCCCCAACCACAGCCAGACCCCACCCGCCAACAACAGGGAACCCAGGGCUUGGAACUCCAGAGCAUCCAGAACCUGAAAUGACAGCAGGACCUGAACAACCAGCUACAUCUACUGAUGGACCCCCAACCACAGCCAGACCCCACCCGCCAACAACAGGGAACCCAGGGCUUGGAACUCCAGAGCAUCCAGAACCUGAAAUGACAGCAGGACCUGAACAACCAGCUACAUCUGCUAAUGGACUUCCAACCACAGGCGGACCCCACCCGCCAACAACAGGGAACCCAGGGCUUGGAACUCCAGAGCAUCCAGAACCUGAAACGACAGCAGGACCUGAACAACCAGCUACAUCUGCUAAUGGACUUCCAACCACAGGCGGACCCCACCCACCAACAACAGAGAACCCAGGGCUUGGAACUCCAGAGCAUCCAGAACCUGAAACGACAGCAGGACCUGAACAACCAGCUACAUCUACUGAUGGACCCCCAACCACAGGCGGACCCCACCCGCCAACAACAGAGAACCCAGGGCUUGGAACUCCAGAGCAACCAGAACCUGAAAUGACAGCAGUACCUGAACAACCAGCUACAUCUACUGAUGGACCACAACCAACCACAGCCGCACCCCACCUAUCACCAGUUAGACCACAUUCCACAACAACAACUGCCCCACAACGUACAACAACCAAUAAACCCUAUUCAACAAUAGGUAGACCUCUGCCUACAACCACACCACAACCACAAACUACACAUGUACCAACACCCUCUUGCCCUGAGAACAGUCAUUACACCACCUGCAUACCACAAUGCAGUCCAACCUGUGAACACCUGAACGGCCCAUCAGACUGCAGUGACAGUGAGGGUUGUGUGAAGGGAUGUGUAUGUGAUGGCGGUUUUGUGCGUACAAGUAAAGCCUGUGUGCCUAUCCAACGAUGUGGUUGUAUGGACAGGAACGGCACCAGACAAAACUUCAAUAAAGAGUGGUACACCGAUCACUGCAGUAAGAAAUGUAAAUGUGAGAAAGACGACGGCGUGGGAAAGAUUGACUGCGAUGACAAAGAUGAGUGCGGUGGAAAGGCUGUCUGUCUUCAAAAUGAGGAGGGAAAUUAUUACUGCCAGUCUACAGGCUUCGGACAGUGCACUAUCAGGGGAGAUUCUGAGUACAGAACAUUUGAUGAACUGAAGCAUGACUUUGAGGGUAAGCACUCCUAUGUGCUGGUCAGCACCAACAACUUGCCGUAUUACCUUCCACACGUUUACAUCGAGGCCACCAAUACCGUACAUGAUGAGGAAGAUAGUCGGCAUCAUGGUGACGAUAGCAGUGAAGAAGACAACGCCCGCCGUUCGAGGGACAAAGAUGACGGCGAUGAAGAUGAUGAAGAUGACAGCAAACAUGAUGACGACAGUGAAGAGCAUAAGGAACACCACAGAUUACGAGAGCUUAAGAUCAGAGUGUAUGAUCACACCGUGGUUUUCAAGAAGAACCGCAAGCUGAUUGUGGAUGGAAGGGAAACCAAAACUCCCACCUCGCCGACUGCUGGUCUAAACAUCUCCCUGCAUUCCUCUCGCAUCUACCUGAAGACCGACUUCGGCCUCUCCGUAGAGUUUGACGGACGCGACGCAGCAGAGAUCAUUUUACCAAACCUGUAUAAAAGGAAAGUGGGGGGUCUCUGUGGGAACUUUGACGGCCACAAAGGGAACGACCAGAUGAAGCUGGAUGGUACCAGGGCCAAGAGCAUCAAAAAGUUUGGAGACAGCUGGAAAGUGUGAAUAUCAGAUGAUGCAAGGAUGACUCAUAAAAUGACGCGUGCAGGAAUCAUCGGGGCAGCUAACGAGAAGCCAACGGACAGAAAUGAUGCUGAUUCAAUCUUUCAAUGAGCCAACAUUUCCUCUCACAACUGCCAGACACAACUUCAGCGGGAAUGUUUUCACCUUGAUAUAAAUGCAAUACCAUUGGGUAGAGGGGUAUCAGGGUAACACUAAGCUCACAUCAAUCAGAGAUGUUGCAUUCUUUCAAGAUUAUUUCAAGUUCAUUUUUAAAAAGGUGGAAAUCUAAAACAUCUUUGCUUCUCAUCGAACUCUGUGGCUUUAUAUCAGACAACUGUUUGUGUCAUUGCCAAACAAACAGCUGUGCAUAUGCUUUAAUAAUGAUAAUGCAUGAAGGGGGAUUAUUAUUGUACAAGGGAUUAUUCAUCACUAUCCCUUAUUGUUUGAAAGACGAUCAAUGUGCAAUAAAUUAUUAUACAAAAUGUUGCUUGACUUGGUCGUACUGCGUAAUUGGAAUCUCCGUGCAUUUUCUAUUUAAACGUAUUUGCUCUAAUAAACACGCAC